UCAAGAACAAAGCAAAGAGUUGAAGAGAGAAGAAGAAGAAAAAAAAAGUAUCAAAUUUGUUUCUAUUUUCGCCGCGAAGAUUCUAUUUCUGAUCAUUUACACCCUCGAGAGUCACACCCGCCAUGUGUGGAGGAGCUAUUAUCUCCGAUUUCAUUCCACCGCCGAGGUCUCGCCGUGUCACUAGCGAGUUUAUCUGGCCGGAUCUGAAGAAGAAUGCGAAAGGAUCGAAGAAAAGCUCGAAGAAGCGUUCGAGUUUCUUUGAUCUUGACGAUGAGUUCGAAGCUGAUUUCCAAGGUUUCAAAGAUGAUUCUUUUGUCGACUGCGAUGAUGAUUUCGAUGUCGGUGAUGUCUUCGCCGAUGUGAAACCAUUUGUUUUCGGUGCAACUCCCAAACCCGCCGUCUCCGCCGCUGCUACCGCCGCCGAAGGUUCAACUUUUGGCAAGAAAGUUGCUGACGUUGUUGGAGAAGCUGAGAAAUCUGCAAAGAGGAAGAGGAAGAAUCAGUACCGAGGGAUUAGGCAACGUCCUUGGGGCAAAUGGGCUGCUGAGAUCCGUGAUCCAAGAGAAGGUGCUAGGAUUUGGCUUGGAACGUUCAAGACAGCUGAGGAAGCUGCAAGAGCUUAUGAUGCUGCUGCACGCAGAAUCCGUGGAUCUAAAGCUAAGGUGAAUUUCCCUGAGGAGAACCCUACCGUCUCUCAGAAACGCCUUGCCAAGGCUAGUCUUCAGAAACCUGUGGCUAAACCUAACCCAAACCCAAGUCCAGCUUUGGUUCAGAACCCAAACAACUCCUUUGACGAUAUGAGUUUCUUGGAGGAGAAACACCAAGUGAAUAACAACAAUCAGUCUGGCUUGGCAAACCUCAUCGAUGCUGGAGGUAAUGGGUAUCAGUAUUUCAGCUCAGACCAGGGUAGUAAUUCAUUUGAUUGUUCUGAGUUUGGUUGGAGCGAUCAAGCUCCAAUAACUCCUGACAUCUCUUCUGCCCUUAUCAACAACAACAACAACAGCCCAGCUCUAUUCUUUGAAGAAGCCAAUCCAGCAAAGAAGCUCAAGUCCAUGGAUUUCGAGACACCAUACAACAACACUGAAUGGGACGCUUCUUUGGAUUUCCUCAGCGAAGAUGCUGUAGCGACUGAGGACAAUGGUGCAAACCCUAUGGAUCUAUGGAGCAUAGAUGAGAUUCAUUCCAUGAUUGGAGGAGUCUUCUGAAGAGAUCCAUUCUCAUGUAAAUAAAGCUGCAUGUUAGUGAGUUUCCAUCAUCCGUUAUCAACCUCCAAAGACUUUCUAAUAUCUGUUACUUUUCAUCUUCUGCUGUCUCUUGUUGUCUCUCUCAGGAGUUGCUGCCCCGAAAGCUUGUUUGCAUUGCAAGAGCCAAAGAGCCUCUGUCUUGAUGGUGUGAUCAUGUUAAGUAGAGGCUUUAAUUUUAGGGGUUGUGUUCUUGUGGUAGCUUUUGUUAUAAACUAUUUAGUGAAUCUUUGAAUUCGUUUUGUGUUACUUUGUGCCCCAAAAAACUUGUUUAAAAUUCGUCAUCGUAACAUGUUUGAACCUCAUAUCUCUGUUUUAAUCAAAUAAAUAAUCUUCUGUGA
Messenger RNA from Capsella rubella, 1582 nucleotides. RefSeq names its product ethylene-responsive transcription factor RAP2-12. The transcript is spliced from 2 exons. The record is from RefSeq and is a predicted model, not a curated record. The coding region runs from base 123 to 1205 and encodes 360 amino acids. Gene Ontology annotation, biological process: ethylene-activated signaling pathway; regulation of DNA-templated transcription. Gene Ontology annotation, molecular function: DNA binding; DNA-binding transcription factor activity. Lineage: Eukaryota; Viridiplantae; Streptophyta; Magnoliopsida; Brassicales; Brassicaceae.